Prorocentrum cordatum is the source of this 1927-nucleotide messenger RNA. The record is from the annotation of a GenBank genome assembly. Lineage: Eukaryota; Dinophyceae; Prorocentrales; Prorocentraceae.
AGAUCUGGCUCAAGCACGUCGCGUGGGGCGCGUGGGCUUUGCUCCGGGCGCGCGCGGGCGGGCGGGCGCGCCUCGCCCAGGGGCCCUCCGCGCGCAGCAUGCCGGCGCCGGCGCUGCGAGCAGCUCGCAGGGGCGGCCGCGCCCUGCUUGCGGCGGCUGCGCUGGGCGCGGUCCUCGCCUCCUGGUGGCUGCGGGAGGGCGGGCACCGCGCGUGGGCGGGCCCCGCGGAUAAGGGCGGCGACCGCGCGGCGGCCAGCCGCACCGCGGAGGGCCAGUCGCGCCGGCGGCUGCUGGAGGGCACGGCGGCGGCCUCCGUGGCCGCGUGGGCGGCGGCGCCGGAGGAGGCCGACGCUUUCCGGGGCGACCGGAUUCAGAACGCGAAGGCCACGUACGUCCCCAAGAUCCGCAGGUUUUAUCAGGAGCUCUUCGGCUACCGAGACGACAUCUACCUGCAGGUCGAGCUGAAGAAGGGCGACGCCGCCAGCAGGGUGUUCUAUCAGACACGGCCUGCAGAGUGGAGCGCCGGUGCGGACAGCAAGUUCGACGGUGAGAUAGCCUUCGCUACCGACGCCCAAGGAUUCGAGAAUUCGGAUGUCGGUUUCGGAUGCGCCUCUUACAAGGGGGUCGAAGGGAAGGUGGUUUUCAUAAAGCGCGGGAAGUGCCCCUUCAGCGACAAGAUGAUGUUCGCCAAGGAGGCAGGGGCAAAGGCUGUCGUUGUGUACGACACCAAGAUCGCAAAGAUGGACAUUAGAACAUCGAACAUCGGGGUCUCCAGGAGUCUGGCCGUGUCAGUGCGAUCGCAGGGAGACGCGCUCUCGGGUGCCAACAUCUUCACACCCAGGGAGCAAGGCGUCACCGAAAUGGCGGUGGAUAAAGGUAAGGAUGCUCCCACCCUCGAAGCUGUUAUGAUGAGCCUCGUGAAUGGCACCGAGGUCUCCCAGGCCUUUGAGGCAGGGGCUCAGCCGAGAGUAUUGGACGUCAAGCGGUUCGAUCGAGUUUCAGCUGGCAUCGAUGAGUUCAUUCAGCAGAAGAAGUUGAAGAAGAUGCUAAACGAGAUGGAGGUCUAUGGCAACACCAUGCGCGAGGCGAAGGACGACUUCAGCGAUCCCAUCAUCAAGGAACUCAAAAAACUCCGCGAGGCUUUCGGCGCUGCUGUGAGGGAGAAGGACCUGCCAAAGGCACGAAUUUCCUUCAAGGCUUGGUACGACAAACUGGACCCACUGGGCCAAUACCAACUGUUGGAACUUGUUUAGGUGCUUAUUGCUGCGUAAUUGUCUAUUGUGUUAUGCCAUUCCCUCCCUCGGUCGCUUUCCCUCUCUCUCUCUCUCCUUCUCUCGCCAUGGUCGCGGACGGCUUCUGUCACGGACUUCUCCUCCUCCCUCUUCCUCCUCGCUCUGGACCGCCCCGCCCCCGAGUUUCAAGCUGCGCCUGGCUGCACCAGAUCCCUGGUGGGCCGUGAAGAAGAUCUCUGGUGGGCCGAGAAGAAUCGAGUCCAGCGUUCGUUGUUCUUGGGGACAGGGGCAUCCUUGCGCCUGCCCACGGCUCCUCGAGCACCGUUUUUGGCCCGGCACGCUGCCGGCUGUGGUGCACUGCACUCGGAAGGGGGGGGGAGGGGCGCGCGGAGGCGUGGGCUUCCUGCGACAGGGCUGCGCCGUCGGGGCGGGAGGCCCCGGCGCCCGCACGAGGUGGCAACCAUUGUCACGGGAUCCUCGCCCAGCUUGGCAGUGCUCGCGAGUGUCGGAGUCGGCCUGCUGAACCUUCCCCCAUCUCCCUUCACGGCCUUUUUUCGCGCCGCUGUCGGCGCCCUGUGACAAUUUUGCGUUGGCAGACUGCAUUUCGUUUUAAUGGCCCGGCGGUCCAGGCGGCGUCGGCUGUCGCGCUCGCGUCGCGCGGCGGGAUCCCUGCCCUCGGAUGAGCGAUUGCAAAA